AAAGAGAGAGGCAACAUCAUUGAAAGAGAAGAUAGUCCGAGUGAGUGUUUGAGAGAGAAUAACUGAAAACAUUUAGGCUGAAAGGGGAGGGACUGCCUAGUCCUUUUUCAAACAAGUUUGUGGAGAAACUUGGAGAAGCUCUUUGGCUGCUUGGAAAGAAGAGGCAAGGGGCUAUGCUAAGUGAGAGAGCAGCUCUGAGGCAGGGGUAGGGGUGCAAAACCGAAGGAGAAAGGGGAUAAAGGACAUUUUGAUCUAAAGGAAAUCAUGCGAGUGAAUGCUGCCUCAUCCAGUGUCAGAUUUCACAAAAUGAGAAACCAGUGCAAGAGCACUUCUACAGGGCUCAUCCAGCUGAGAAAGGAUGCCAGCUGCUAGCACAAUGACUGGUGGGAGGGCCCUGCUGCUCUGUACCAACACUGACAACUGUAUCUACCAAUCAGUUAACGGGCUUCAGUGCUGCGGCUUGAAGGUUGAGGCUCAGUCUGUGGUCCCCCAGCGGCCAGACGUGGUGUGCGGGGACAGGGACACCUCCAAGCGGCCCCUCUCUCCCCUUGUUUCCUCUCUGGACGGGCCAGGCACCAUUGACACAAUGCUCGCUCACAAAAGAACCACCUCAGACCCCCGCACCACCAUGGAGAAUGGACUGGGCGGCUGUAGCAAGCUCAACAAGACCCCGGCGGGUCUGAAGACCAGCGCCAGCAUCCGGGACAAGAUCUCCCAAUGGGAGGGAAAGAAGGAGACCGCCCCUACCUCCUCUACCUCCCCUGUAGUUGGAAGUGGUCCAUGCCCGCUGAACACAGCACAGAAGGAACCAGAGACUGUGCGAAAAAAGGAGACCACCAAUACCUCAGAGGUCCACAGGUCCGACAGUAAGUGGUUGGCCAGCUGGGAUGGGCAGGACUCUGGGAAGGAGAACUCAGGAAAGCUGGGGGAUUUACGGCCUAAGUCUCCUGAGGGCCCCACUACCAGGGACAGAGAGGUGAUACUGGAUAGAGGACCCCUCAGAGGCAGUAGUAAAUCCACUGAGACAGCCAAGGACAAGAAGUCUGUUUUGACUCACAUUAAGAAACUGGAGCAGGCAAUGAAAGAGGGUUCCACCAAGCCCUCCUUGGUGUUGCCUGGGAACUAUUUCUGCCCCCCUUCCCAGGAGGAGCAGGAGGAGGCGGAGAGGAAGGGGAACGAGCCCAUAUUUGGGACGCUGGAAGUUGCGGGGUCAACGCGCCGGCGGAGGUCAGGUGACCCUGAGAACGUGUACACUGAGCCUGGCGCUGCCAGUCCCUCCAUCAACCCCUUACCCAAACCCCAGCGCACCUUCCAGCACCACACCCCACCCAGCACCCCCGCCUCAGGCCUGGGCCUUGGCAAGGGGAGACGUAACCUGCCCCCUCUGCCCUCCAUCCCCCCGCCUCCCCUACCCACCUGCCCCCCUCCAGGAGUCUGCAGGAGACCCUGGGCAGACAGAACCAGAGACAGCAGCAAUAGGAAGUCCUAUGAGUUUGAGGAUCUGCUGCAGUUGUCGUCAGAGAGCAGCAGGGUGGACUGGUACGCUCAGUCCCGACUUGGCCUCACACGCACUUUAUCAGAGGAGAACGUCUAUGAGGAUAUCCUAGACCCUCCGUCAAAGGAGAACCCUUACGAAGAUAUAGAGUUGGAGAGAAGUUGCCUUGGAAACAAGUGGUCUUUACCCAUCUCCUCCCCGUCAUGCCCAGUCCCCGACACACCAACCAAGCUCUCCUCAAAGCCAGUUUUCUUCAGGCAGAACUCAGAACGUCGCAGCUUCAAGCUCCUGGACCCGCGCAAGGCCAACCGGGACACCGGCAUUUCCUCACCCUCCCGCAUCAGCCCCCCCUCCACCCCCAGUAGCCCUGAUGACACCCCAAACCUCUCAGGAGACCCCUACAACCGCAGGCGCAGGAAGAUCCCCAGGAUGGUGCUGAAAAUCAACAGCAUCUUUGAAGCAAGGAGAGGGAAGAAACGCAUGAAGAGGGUGUCUCAGUCUACUGAGUCCAACUCAGGGAGAGUGACAGAUGAGAACAGUGAGUCGGAGAGUGACACAGAGGAGAAAUUGAAAGCUCACAGCCAGCGUCUGUCGUCAGUGCAGUCCAUGUUGAGGCAGACGGGGCGGUACCGGACCCUGGAGAGGGACCUGAUGGACCUACAGGACAGGAAGCUGUUUGAGUACUUCAUAGUGGUGGCCCUCCAUAAGUCCAAGGCUGGAGCUCCUUACCUACCAGAAGUCACUCAGCAGUUCCCCCUCAAGCUGGAGAGGAGCUUCAAGUUCAUGCGGGAAACAGAGGACCAACUGAAGGUCAUCCCCCAGUUCUGUUUCCCUGACGCUAGGGACUGGGCCCCCGUUGACAACUUCCCCAGUGAAACGUUCUCCUUCGUCCUGACCGGUGAGGACGGGAGCAGACGGUUUGGAUACUGUCGUCGUUUACUGCCCACAGGGAAAAGCCGGAGGCUGCCAGAGGUUUACUGCAUCGUCAGUCGGCUGGGCUGUUUCGACCUCUUCUCCAAGAUCCUGGAUGAGGUGGAGAAGAGGAGGGCCAUCUCUCCAGCCCUUGUGCAGCCCUUCAUGAGGGGCAUCAUGGAGGCUCCAUUCCCAGCCCCAGGAAGAACCAUCACUGUCAAGAACUUCCUGCCUGGCUCAGGCACUGAGGUGAUAGAGCUGUGUCGUCCGUCAGACUCUCGUCUGGAGCAUGUAGACUUUGAGUGUCUCUUCUCCUCUCUGUCGCUGCGUCUACUCCUCAGAGUCUUCGCCUCUCUGCUGCUGGAGCGCAGGGUCCUCUUCACCGCUGACAAACUCAGUACUCUGUCUCAGUGCUGCCAUGCGGUGGUUGCUCUACUUUACCCUUUCACCUGGCAACACACAUACAUCCCCGUGCUGCCCCCUGCCAUGCUGGACAUAGUGUGUACCCCCACACCCUUCAUUGUGGGUCUGCUAUCCAGCUCCCUGCCCAGCCUCAAAGAGCUGCCCAUAGAGGAGGUCCUGGUGGUCGACCUUGGCAACAGCCGCUUCCUCAGACAGCUGGAUGACGAGGACUCCAUUCUGCCUCAUAAGCUGCAGGCUGCUCUGGAACAUGUUCUGGACAAGAGGAAGGAACUGGCCAGUGAGAUGCCCACCGACUCAAGCUCCCUCAGUACUGUGGUGUCGGAGGCCUUUGUAUGUUUCUUCGUAGAAAUGGUGGGCCACUACCCUCUCUUCAUGGGCGGGGGGGAUCGAGAGGAUGAGUCUGGAGCCCCCUCCCCCACGCCGUCCUACUUUCAGCGCGAGGCCUUUCGCAAGGCUGUCACCUCAAAGAGUCUGAAGAGGUUCCUGGAGGUCUUCAUGGAGACCCAGAUGUUCGCUGGGUUUGUCGCAGAGAGGGAGCAGCGCAGGCAGGGUCUAAGAGGUCUGUUUGAGGUGAGGUCACAAGACUACCUGGACUCUCUCCCAGGGAGCGAGCAACGUGGAGUCAACAAGUUCCUCAAGGGUCUAGGAAAUAAGAUGAAAUUUUUGUCCAAGAAAUGAUGCAUCGGGAAGGAACUCCAUGAGAGAGAGAGCAUGUUCAAGAGAGGUAGAGGAACAAACCACUUCGCCUAAAGACGUCUAAGGACCCAAACUCCCUGUGGAAAGCAUGGAGUAGGGGAUUGUGUGUGUCCACAAGCUUAUGGACACAUACUGGGCAAGGACUGAACACUCCCGGCAAUAUUUGGACUGAACGUGAAGGACUUGAGGGUGUUGGGGUUUAAGAAUCGGACCAAAAAACAUGAAUAUUGUCCUAGCCUGAAGACACAGACCCAUUAAGGAACAUCGUUCUCCAUUGAGGUUACUGAGUGUCUUUCCGUUGCCUCUAUUGUGGAGAGCUUACUUUUGUGAAGCGGUCAGUCUUUAUAGUGUACAUUGAUGUACUGUAUAGCACAGCCCAUUUCCCUUCCUAGAGUUGGUAUAUAGAGUGUCCUCCCUCUAUGUCACUCAGGAAUGACUGACUCCACCCUCGAUCCCAAAAGGCAUCAAUGAGAACAUGAGGAUGUUGCUGGUGGCUUAAGAAUAAUUCAAUUUUGUACAGUAGCUUUUAAACAUUCCACAUAUUUCUUUAGUCUUUUUAAAAAUAGUACAACUUCUUUGUUAACAGGAGGCUUAUACGUUAAUUUAUACUGUAUAGUUUCUAGAAUAACUUUCUCUUCCUUUUUAUCUCCUUCAAAUGAAAGCAAAGAAAUCUGUAGUUUGUGAUGGACUUUAUGUAGUCUGAUCAGACGAUCGAUUGUAGAGCACUCUAGGUUACUAUUGAGGAAAUGUACCACUGUGAUAGGAGAGUGAACUAUGGAUUGGACUGGGUGUACGCCAAAAAGAGGAAAAAGAGAGGGGAAUGAUUGGAAAAUCAUUCCUGGAUGAAGGAAAAAAAUGGAUCGAGUGGGAGAAGUGUGAAAUCAGAUCUCAUGAAAAGAGGCGUGUUUAAGAUGGACUUGAUGUUGAAGAAAAAUAUGUUCAGUAUGUCAAUCUAAAACACCACUAGUUUCACCAUAAACGUGUAUUAUUUUUAAUUAAGAAAUACCCAAAGUUUAUUUGAUUGUUUGAUCUUGCAGAGGAUGUUAUAGACAAAACAGCUAUCACAAUGUUAUAAACUGCUUAUUCAAAUAUGUUAUGUGUUUUAUAGGUCACAUAAUUGUUUUCAUUUUUAACAGACAUGCAAUAGGUUACUGACUUGAUUUCAGAUGGAACUGUACAAUGCACAACUGAAACCUUACCUGUUAGGUAAUUACCUAUAUUAUCCACUGGAGGGCGCUCUAUUAUCUAUUUAAUUCAAACCUGACAGGCUCCAGUUGUUCAGAGUUCAGUUAACCGUCAGUGCUCAAUUUAUUAUGCUUUCUGUAAAGAUGAAUUGCACAAUCGAUUUUCCUCGUUUGCUAUAAAUAAAUGACUAAUGAUA
This is a messenger RNA of Salmo salar (Atlantic salmon), 4907 nucleotides long. RefSeq names its product DENN domain-containing protein 2A. Lineage: Eukaryota; Metazoa; Chordata; Actinopteri; Salmoniformes; Salmonidae. The record is from RefSeq and is a predicted model, not a curated record. Gene Ontology annotation, cellular component: actin cytoskeleton. Gene Ontology annotation, biological process: retrograde transport, endosome to Golgi.